AUGUCGCAAGACUCUCACAUUUGUGUGUACAAUUUCGUCACCGACAGAGUUUCAUUCAUCGAUAAUCUAAGGAAUGGUGGUCAUCCGGGAAGUGAAUACGAAAUACUUUUAAACAAUUGGGAUUGGAUCAUUGCUUUGCACAUCGCGUGCAGAACCUCCAAAAGUAACGCACUAAGGAAAGCGUAUGAAUCGGCAAUUGCGAAAUUGUUCCCGUUUCAGAUAAUAAGGUCCCAUCUCGAAUUUUACAUCAUGGGCAUGACAAUAUUUCCCACGUAUAUUGUCUCAAUACCCGUUUUGUGUUCUGUACGUGUAACGGAACGUUGUUUUGAUUCGCGUUUAUGGAAUGGCAUACCAUUUGUUCCUUAUAAGAUAAAGGGUCGAUUUCAAUUUCCAAUUUCCUUACUUGUACAAAAGCUUAAUAAGCAAAUCUCAACGUGCGGGAAACCUAUAAUUCGAAGUGUUAUGUGCGGCAUCUUUGCGGUUUUCAAUUAUUCCGGCGAUAUCAAGGCCUUCCGCCCAAGAGCCUUGUUGCUUUCCAGAAAAUUGAGACAUCGGGGUCCUGACUGGAGUGGUUGCAAAAUUCUAGGGGAUCACAUUCUUUGUCAUGAACGAUUGGCUAUUGUUGGUCUCGAUACCGGAGCACAGCCUUUAUACAAUGAUGAGGAGACGAUAUUUCUUUCUGUAAACGGUGAAAUUUACAACCACAAGAUUUUGGAAAAACAAUUAAAAAGAAAUCCUCAUUUCCGAACCCAUUCAGAUUGCGAGGUCAUCCUUCACCUGUACGAGGAAAUAGGAGAGGACGUCGUCAACCAUCUCGAUGGGAUGUUUUCAUUUGUCCUCCUUGAUACACGUAAAAAUCGAUUUAUCGCCGCACGCGAUCCUAUCGGUAUCACCACUCUAUAUCAGGGAUGGUCAUCUUCGUCUCCAGGGACCAUUUACUUUUCUUCAGAACUAAAAGCACUCAACGAGGAGUGUGACAAAGUAAUUGCAUUCCCACCAGGUCAUAUAUAUGACUCAGUGACCGGACAAACAACAAGGUAUUAUCAACCUAAAUGGUGGAAUGAAGAUCUAAUACCAACGACACCUAUCGACUACACGUUACUAAGAGAAACUCUGGAAAAAUCGGUUCGCAAGAGGUUGAUGAGUGACGUACCAUACGGUGUCUUACUUAGUGGAGGUCUGGACUCCAGUUUGAUCGCGUCUAUCGCAUCUAGGGAAGCAAAAAAAUUGAGCCUAGGAAUACCUAACGGGAGAACAAAUGGCGAUCUAGACGAUCAGAUGACCCGAAUUCAUUCGUUCUCAAUCGGGCUUCCCGGAUCCCCGGACCUGAUAGCUGCACGUUCAGUUGCCGAAUUUCUCAAAACACUUCAUCAUGAAUACACCUUCACGAUUCAAGAGGGUCUCGACGCGGUGCAUGAUAUCAUCCAUCAUUUGGAAACUUACGAUGUCACAACCAUCAGGGCUAGCACCCCGAUGUAUUUACUAUCGAGAAAGAUUAAGGCCAUGGGUGUUAAGAUGGUAUUGAGUGGCGAGGGAAGCGAUGAAAUCUUCGGAGGUUACCUAUAUUUCCAUGCCGCACCGUCUGCCAAGGACUUCCACAAAGAGACGGUGUCUCGUGUAAAAAAUCUUCACACGGCCGAUUGCUUGCGUGCCAACAAGUCGACAAUGGCUUGGGGCCUUGAGGCAAGGGUUCCAUUCCUUGAUAAAGACUUCCUUGACGUGGUCAUGACCAUUGAUCCUGAAGAGAAGAUGUUCAAAGACGGGAGGAUGGAAAAGUAUAUCCUUCGUAAAGCCUUUGAUGUCUCGACGACUGCCGAUCCGAAUCCAUAUCUUCCCGACUCUAUACUUUGGCGUCAGAAAGAACAAUUUUCCGACGGUGUAGGGUAUGGUUGGAUCGACUCUCUUAAAGAGGCCGCGGAAAAUCAUGUCACCGACGAACAGAUGGCAACGGCGGCUCAACGUUGGCCCAAAGAUACUCCUCGUACUAAAGAAGCCUAUUGGUAUAGGGAACAAUUUGACAGUUGGUUCCCGCAAGAAGCAUGUACCUCUAGUGUUGAAUUGUGGAUUCCAAGGAAAGACUGGGGUUGCCCCGAAGAUCCAUCCGGCCGUGCCCAACUUGUUCACAAUGCUGCAUAUUCAAAAGAUCAGUGA
Messenger RNA from Acaulospora morrowiae, 2151 nucleotides. The record is from the annotation of a GenBank genome assembly. NCBI's taxonomy places the organism in Eukaryota, Fungi, Glomeromycota, Glomeromycetes, Diversisporales, Acaulosporaceae.